UUAGUAUGACCACAACGAAAUUGUGUACAUGCAAAAUGGAGAGCUGUGUUGUCUUGUGUACAUGCCGCCCAUUGUUAUGUUGCUGCCUUCUCACAAAUGUUCAUGUAGUAGGAUUCACAACGCUAUUUUCAGUUCACUUUCGUGCUGCUGCAGUCUAUGGCGGUCAUUGUUUUCAGCACAUUAUCAAUCAAGCAGCUUUACAAUUGGUUUAAUAACGGGAUAAUUGCCCAACAGUCACGUCAGAUGCAUGUUCGAGCUGAUGUACCGCAUAUUUUGAGCUCUUGAACUGUUUACAAUUUUAUGUGGAUUAAAAAAAAUUUAUAUGGAAAAUAAAAAAAGGAGAAAUAUACAUUUUUCUACAAAUGUAUUUCUUGUAAAAACAGAUUUUAUAUUUUCGUACUAUAAUAAUGUUACAAAAGUAGUAUUAAGUUAUAUUUGUAUUACUAUAUGCAUCCCUGAUUAUGAACAAUAGCUGUAGGUAUAUGGAAUAGCAUUUGUCUUGUUGUAGACAUCUGGCGCCACGGCUGUCUGCUCGUCGAAACAAUAGACAUCUGGCGCCGCACUGUCUGCUUGUCUAGGUAAACAAUUGCUGAGUCUGGCGCCGCGACUGUCUGCUUGCGUAUGGCGCCGUAUAGCCGUAUGUUCUGGUAAUUUCCAGACGCGAUAUUCUAGAAGGACACGUCGGCAUCAGCGAGAAGUGCGUGGCUAUAUAAGCCGUGGCAGCGCCAACGUAAUCAACCAGUGCUAAGAGUAAACUGAUAUAGUGUAGACGAGUUGUGAAAUAAAGAGUUGUUGAAUUAAAUUAAACAGUGUUGAUUUUAUUUGUCAAUCCAGAGAUACGAACCUAACAAAGUAAACUAGCAAGAGUAAAUUCGUAACAAUUGGUGUCAGAAGUGGGAUUGUCAAAUAAUCCAAAUUCAAGAUGGUUAAAUUCGGAGAAUUGAGAAUUCAGCAAUUAAAAAAAGAACUGGAGGAGCGUAAUUUGCCGAUAAGCGGGCAAAAGGCGGAUCUGCAGGCACGAUUACGUGAAGCAAUGGAAGCGGAUGGAAUUAAUGUGGACGAGUUCGAAUUUGUUGGGCCAGAAACUUCUACAAAGGUAGAAGAGAAAGUAGAAGAACAACGAACAUCAUCAAGUGUAGACAUGAACACGUUGUUAGUGGCUAUUAAGCAAAUAAUAGCUGAAAAUACAUCACAAAUAGCAGAAAAUGCAGUGCAAACAGAAAAUCGUCUGGCACAGCAAAUAGCUGAAAAUAUAUCACAAAUAACAGAAAAUGUAGUGCAAACAGAAAAUCGUUUGGCACAGCAAAUGACGCAAAUAGCUGAAAAUACAUCACAGUUAGAGUCUCGCCUUACACAACAGAUUACGGAAAAUACUACACAACUACAAAAACAAGUGCAAGAGAAAUUUUCAAAAUUUGAAGACGAAUUAAGCACUUUAAAAAAUGGCGAAGAAAAUUUAAAAUCAGAAGUUCUGCAAUUAAGUAAUCGUGUGCGAGAACUGCAACUACAUGGCCUUGCACCAUCAACAAAUAAUCAAAGAUUGAAGGCACCCACAUUCGAUGGAAGUAUUCCAUUUCAAAUUUUCAAACUUCAGUUUGAAAAGACAGCAACGGCCAAUAAUUGGAAUGCAGCGGACAAAGUGGCGUCCUUGUUUGUAUCAUUGAAAGGACCGGCAGCAGAAAUCCUUCAGACUAUUCCAGACUGUGAACGGGACAACUAUGAGGCAUUGAUGAGUGCGAUAGAAAGACGUUAUGGUAGUGAGCACCGGAAACAAAUAUACCAGAUCGAACUGCAAAAUAGGGGUCAGAAGAUGAACGAGUCAUUGCAAGAGUUCGCAACUGAAAUAGAACGACUGGCUCAUUUGGCAAAUGCAGAUGCACCUGUGGAUUACAUUGAGAGGGUAAAAAUUCAAUGUUUCAUAAAUGGAAUUCGUGAUGUGGACACCAAACGCGCCACAUAUGCAUUGCCAAAAAGAACGUUUGCUGAAACGGUUUCGCACGCGCUCACACAGGAAACAGCUUCCCUACUAAGUAAACCAGCACACAAAGUACAAAGGGUUGAAAUGGAACAACCGGCGCUGAUGGAAGAAAUAUUGAAGACUCUGAAGACAAUUGCUGCACAGCGAGUAAAUACAACAGGCAGAUGUUUCAACUGUAGAAAAGCGGGUCACUUUGCCCGAAAUUGCAAGAUAAAAGUAAACCCAUCAAAAUGGAAACAACCAACAGAACACCGAAAGAGGAUUCACCACAAAAAUGCGGAUGCAUUAUCACAUCGCCCUUGUCCACUGGAAUUUAAACAUUGCUCCAAAUCAGAAGGAAAAGAAGGUAUAAUCGACGUGCGAUCACUGAAUAUAGAACCUGAAGAUGAUUGGACUCCUCAUCGCAUCAGAAUCAAUCAGCUGGAGGACCCUGAUCUUGCAAAGCUGGUAAUGGCCAAAGAAAAUGGGGUACGACCACCAAAGGAACAAAUAAGUAGCGAGAGUCCAACUGCAAAAGCAUAUUGGGCCCAAUGGAACAGCAUAAACCUCGUUAAUGGAUACCUUCAUCGUACCUGGGAAAGCGAAGAUGGCAAACAGUCUCGUCUGCUGAUCAUAGUACCGAAGUCCAUGAUCCCAAAAGUAUUGAAAGAAUAUCACAAUGGACCUAGUGGAGGGCACCUUGGAAUUACAAAAACUAUAGAGAAGAUUAAACAACGGUUCUACUGGAUCGGUUGUCGAGAUUCCAUAGCAGAAUGGAUAAGUAAUUGCGUAGAGUGCAUGGCAGCUAAAGGUCCUAAAGCCAAAAGUCGCGGUAGGCUACAACAGUACAACGUGGGAUCACCAUUUGAACGAGUCGCAAUGGAUGUUGCAGGUCCGUUCCCAACCAGUACGGCCGGAAACAAAUAUCUACUGGUUGUCAUGGACUAUUUCAGUAAAUGGCCAGAAGUAUAUGCCUUACCAAACCAAGAGGCGAAGACAGUAGCCGAAGCGUUUGUAGAAAAUUGGAUAACAAGGUUCGGAGUGCCCGUCGAAUUACACUCAGAUCAAGGCAGGAAUUUCGAAUCUUCCAUUUUCCAAGAAGUCUGUACAUUAUUGGGCAUCCACAAGACACGGACAACAGCGUUAUACCCACAAUCAGAUGGGAUGGUAGAGAGAUUCAACCGAACGCUCGAAGAACAUCUGCGGAAAAUCGUUGAUAAAGAUCAACGGAAUUGGGACAAGUGCAUCCAGAUGUUCCUGCUGGCGUAUCGUUCAGCGAAGCACGAGACAACUGGUUACACGCCAGCAAAGAUUAUUUUCGGAUCUGAUCUGCGACUCCCUGCUGAUCUUAAGAUUAGAACGAAUCCUACAGCUGUAAGAAAUGAUGGAGAUUAUUGUUCUGCCUUAAAGGAAGAAAUGAAUGAAUUGCAUCUAAUGGUAAGACAGCAUACGCAUCUGAUGAGCAAUAAGAUGAAGGACCGGUUCGAUCAAGCGGCAAAUUCAAAAGGUUUUGAAGAAGGUGAUCUGGUCCUGUUGUACAAUCCACUUCGAAAGAAAGGCUUGUCCCCGAAAUUGCAGACAGCCUGGGAAGGACCCUAUAUGGUGAUGAAACGACUUAAUGACGUGGUAUACCGCAUACAAAGAAAUGGGAAAGCACGAUGUAAAAUGAAAGUAGUACAUUUGGAGAGGCUCGCCCCAUUUGGUUCAAGAGGAUUUGUGCCUAAUCGGGACGAUUAGGCUUUAGUGGAGGGCAGUGUUACAAAAGUAGUAUUAAGUUGUAUUUGUAUUACUAAAGGGUGAUUUUUUAAGAGCUUGAUAACUUUUUUUUAAAAAAAAACGCAUAAAAUUUGCAAAAUCUCAUCGGUUCUUUAUUUGAAACGUUAGAUUGGUUCAUGACAUUUACUUUUUGAAGAUAAUUUCAUUUAAAUGUUGACCGCGGCUGCGUCUUAGGUGGUCCAUUCGGAAAGUCCAAUUUUGGGCAACUUUUUCGAGCAUUUCGGCCGGAAUAGCCCGAAUUUCUUCGGAAAUGUUGUCUUCCAAAGCUGGAAUAGUUGCUGGCUUAUUUCUGUAGACU
This is a messenger RNA of Bactrocera dorsalis (oriental fruit fly), 4031 nucleotides long. RefSeq lists its product as uncharacterized. NCBI's taxonomy places the organism in Eukaryota, Metazoa, Arthropoda, Insecta, Diptera, Tephritidae. The transcript is spliced from 2 exons. Gene Ontology annotation, biological process: DNA integration. Bases 923 to 3694 code for a protein of 923 amino acids. Gene Ontology annotation, molecular function: nucleic acid binding; zinc ion binding. The record is from RefSeq and is a predicted model, not a curated record.